AUGAGGAAGGUGUUUGGUAGUUGGCAAUGGACUGCAAACUAUGAUGAGGCACCUGGUGGCAGGAUUUGGAUUAUUUGGGACCAAACAAAGGUGGAGUUUGAGGUAAAACAAAUCCAUGAACAAUACAUAGCAGGACAGGUGGUUCUGAGGCAGUGCACCACUAAGUUCAUAUCUGUUGCAGUAUAUGGAAAACAUAGCAUACAAGACAGGAAGAGUUUGUUGACUGAUUUGGAGAGAACUAUGAGUGGAAUACAAGACCCAAGCUUAAUAAUGGGAGACUUUAACAGCAUCUUGUCCAUAGAAAAUAGAGUGAUGGGGAAUCCAGUCCAAGAGGGGGAAGUGAUAGAUUUCAGAAAAUUCAUAGCUGAUGUUGGACUAGCUGAACUCAAAACAAUUUGGAGAAAUUACACAUGGACAAACAACCAUGUCCAUAGUAGAAUCGACAGAAUACUUGCUAAUGUAGAGUGGGUACAAAAGUGGCCUAAUAUGGAGGGAACUAUUAUGCAGCCAGGUUUCUCAGAUCACUGCCCACUAAUGGUAACAGUUGCUGAACCUACUGAGAGGGGAAAAAGACCAUUCAAAUUAUUUAAUUGCUUAGCAUCCAACCAUAAAUUUGAUGACAUUGUUAGGGAAUGUUGGAUGAAGGGAAAUAAAGGGAAUCCAAUGCUGAAGGUGUGGUACAAGCUAAAACAACUGAAAAAAGAGCUAAAGCAAUUAAACAAUGAGGAGUACACCAGUGUGGGGCCAAAGAUCCAAGCAGCAAGGAACAAGUUGAUGAACAUACAAAUGGGAAUGGCAUCUCCGGAAACUGAUGAUGAAAUGAUAACAUUAGAGAAGGAGACAAAAGUUGAACUGGCAAAAUGGCUGGAAGUGGAGGAAAGCAUUAUGAAGCAGAAGGCAAGAAUCAAAUGGCUAAAAGUAGGGGACUCUAACACAACCUACUUCCAUGCUUGUGUAAAAAAACAGGUAGGCAAGAAACCACAUAGGCAGACUGAUGGAUAA
Molecule: messenger RNA, 1002 nt
Organism: Nicotiana attenuata
Lineage: Eukaryota; Viridiplantae; Streptophyta; Magnoliopsida; Solanales; Solanaceae
Exons: 1
Coding region: 1-1002 (333 amino acids)
Molecular function (GO): catalytic activity
Source: RefSeq, a predicted model, not a curated record